UCCGAGAUCCAAAGAAGGAACGAUGCAGGGUGACUCCGGAAUUUAAGACGCAGCAACAUGUGUUAAGGUCGGUCACCAUCUGCAGAUCUGGAUAAUCCUCAUUAGUAGAUUAGCAACACACAAGCGACACUCAGAGGAAGAUCCCAUUUAUGCUCGGAUGCUUCUGCGCUGCGGCAAGGUCGGACGAGUCGCUUUCUGAGACUUGAGGGUUUUUUUCACCUGAUCUAAAAAUGUCAAGAGCCAGAUUUUUAUUUUGAAGAAAGAAGUAUUUGUCGGUGGCCCGGGCCGUGGCAUUCUUCAGACGUUCACGACAGGAUGAUUUCCUACGUGGAGUGUUUGGGUCGAGACGUGGCAGCGGGGAACAGCGUGGCGUCGCAGUGCUGGAAUUCGGAGCCCGAUGAGGAGCAAGACCAGCUUCUUCCUCGUAAGAUGGUCCCGCUUCAGCCCAAGACGGAGGGCAGUCUUCGGCGACGUCUGCUGACGGCUAAAAUCCACCAGCACCAGGAAGCCAUUUGGGGACGAAAUGCAGGAAUGGCCGGCUGGCCGCCCACCGGGCACCAAAAGCCCCUCCCGCCUCAGCCGCAAUAUCCCAAACCUUGUGACGACCAUCACCGCUCGCCGCACGACCGAAUCUACGCAAGCGUCCCGCCGGAGGCCCACGGCAAAACGUCAUUCGCUGAAAUUCACAGAAAGCAGCCUGCGCAGUCCCAUCAGGUUCCCCGCCCCGCCCUUCCGCAGUGGCGACGGACUAGCUCCUGCCCUCCCACCCCGGAGCCUCGCCGUGGCUACGUACCUCCUGACCCGUCACCUCUGAAAGUCCGGGAACUAGAGGUGCCGCCGCAGUACGGCUACCGGCCCGGCAAGAAGCGUAAAAGCAAAUUCUUCGGCUUUAAAAAGCGGCAACGGAGGGAGGCCACGCCCCUUUUGUGCAAAGCAGAGGACUGCGACCGCUGGUCCAUUCGCUACACUCCCCAGACACCCCAGCAGGGUCUGCUCUUCAUCCCCGCAAAAGGACCGCAGGCGAGCGACGCCGAGGACUUGCAAGCAUUUUGCAAAGUGACCCAGCAUGGAGACAGCAACCCGACCACCUCUCUACUCGGCACACCGAGCCCCACCUCCUACACAUCACCUGGACUCCGCCAAUCAGAGGGCAAGGUGCACAGGCGAUGGCGGGACAAAAGCAGAAAGAUGAGGUCCACAUUUUGGGACUUUCUCUCUCAGUCGUGCUUUUCUCUUUGUCUCGAGUGGUCAGUUUGGCGGAGAAAGUCCUCAGCCUCCUCGGAUGAAGAGGAGACGGUCAUCCUCAACAACACACGUCCUCUGACCCCACUCAUCCUCAACCCUAUUGAUCUCACCUCCUGCUGGGACGUCUUUGGUUAUGAGACGGACCUCGGGGUGAAGGCGGAGCCAAACCCCCGACUCCCGACCCCGGAGGAGAGGAUGAGGCAACAGGCAGAUGCGGUGACGACUGAAGUAGUUCCCAUCAACAUAACAGGUCAGAGUUUUGAUCGGCAGGCCAGCUUCCGAAAAGUGGCUUGCAACCUGGACUCCUCAAGUUGCCGCCGCCGGAAUCCGAACCACCGUGUAACAGUCCCCGUGAACCAUGUGGGCGUCGUCAAUCGACAGGAUACAGAUUCGCCUGCUGAUCAGUGCUCCACAGCCUCUCCGCUUGGCCAACGGGAAGAGGAGGACCUGGUCCUGAGGAAGAGGGAGUCGCUGGCGAGGAAGAUCCGAGCCCCGAGGGGGGAGGGGCCUGCUAGCCUCAUGAUGUCCCUCACCUCACCGCGUGUCGACAGCCUCUCUUGCUCCUCGAACGUCCGCAGCCUGCCCCGCAUGGCCACCAGCUCCUCUCUGGACUCAGACGCCAGCUGCAACAGUGUCUCUUACAGGACACUCAGCGCCUCCUCAUCCGGUUCCCAGGAUUUCUCUCCUGACCUACAGCCACUGAUACCCUGUGGUGUGAGUCUAAGGGCCGGUCCUCAGUGUCCUUCCCCCUCUCCUCUCAGCGCCCAUUCCUGUUCCCGGAAGUGGGGGAGGACUUGCUCCAGUGAUCUUGGAAUCAACUGUGACGAGUCUCCAAACUGCAGCCACUACCGCUCCUCUUCCACUUCAAUAGCAGAUCCAGAGUCUCUGGAUGGGGGGUCCAUCCCCUCCCGCUGCGUGAGCCAUGGUUCCCUAAAGCCCACAUGUCGCACUGGUGGCAACUGGAGUCCCAUCAACCAGGAGACAAGUCCUGUUCCUGCGGUCUCUUCUGCUUGCUCCUCUUCGAGUAACUUUGUGUCGGUGUACUCGGAGGAUGUGAUGACCUUGUCUUCCUGGCAGAGUCGAACUAGUUUGUCCAGCACCUCCUCCUCCUGCCGUAGCAUCUCCCUCCGCAAGUCUAAGCGUCCGCCUCCGCCACCUUUACGGACCGACUCCCUCAGGCGCCGAAACAGCCGCAACAAGUCGUGUCAUUCAUCAUCGAGCCCCGCUGUGGAGAGCAGUCCUGGCUCGUCAGCGCAGGUCUUGGAUGAUCCCUGGGUACCUCGGGACCAUAACACACAACGCCAGAGUAAGCUCGACUCUGGCACAGUCGUUAACUUUGAAACUUGGAGUGUAGACCAACAUGCAGCGUCAACCGACAACACCCCCUCAACCUCUGGCCGCAAUCUUGGACUCAGCUAUUAUUCUCUGGUCUCAAAAGAGGAGGGACAACUUCAACAUCUCACUUCCCCCUCGAGCGGUUACUCCAGCCAGUCCAGUACCCCCGUGACGGGCACCUCCCCGGGAGCCUCGUCGCUUUCCCAAAACUCCCCUUUCGUCUACCCUUCAGUAAACUCUCUCCCACCGUCUCCCAAGAAGUCGAAGCCCCUCCCUCCGGAUAGGAGGUCCUCUCUCCUCUCCUCCUCUUUUUCCUCCUCCUCUUCGUUGUCAUCCUGCUCCUCCUCCAACUCCUCUGCUCAGCGUACUCACCCCCCUCCUCCACGUCCUCUCCCUCUCCAGCUGUCACCUCUUCAACCCACACCUCAGCCACCUUCUUCUCUUCCUCCUCCCCCGCCUCUCCCGCCGUCUCUUCAGCCGACUCCGCAUCUCCAACUGUCGUCUCCUCCUCUCCGACCUUCAUCUUUUCAUCCCUCUCCACUGCCACCUUGUGGUCUUCUCCCUCACCCUUCUCUUAGCCCCGCACCUUCACUAUCACCGUCAUCUCUUCCUCUUUGGCCGAUUCAUCUCUCACCAUCUUCUCUUCCUCUCCAACAGUCAUCUCUUCAUCCCAGUCCUCCGCCCCAUACUUCUCUUCCUCCUCCACCUCCUCCUCCUCCUCCUCUCCCAUCAUCAAAUCUUCCUCUUCAACGUGCUCCUACGAAACCAUCACCUGGACAUCCCGCUCCUCUUCCGAGCUCCCCGCUUCCUCCUCACCCCUCUCAUUUCUCACCUUCUUCGCUCUAUCCCCCAACUCCUCUUCCAUCCUCACUUCCUCUUCAGCCCCCUCACCUCCUGCCGUCUUCCGUUCCUCCUCCCGCUCCUCUACAGCCAUCAUCUCUUCAUCCCAGUCGUCUGCCAACUUCUUCUCUUCCUCCUGACUGCCCGCACCUCAAAUCUUCUCCUCUUCCUUCUCCCCCUCCUCUGCCACCGUCAUCUCUUCCUCAUGACCUCCCUCGUCGCCCGCCUUCCUAUCUUCCAACUCCUCUUUCGGCUUCUUAUCUUCCUCCUCCUUCUUCUCCGCCCUGUCCUUCUUCUCUCCUACCUUCAUCCAUUCCCCUUUCCCCACGGCCAUUGUCAGUCCCCCCACCUCUCCCGCCUCCCUCGGCCUCUCGACCCCCUCCUCCUCCGUACUCCCAUGCGGUCAAGCAGUCCUCCCAUCACGCCGCGCUGAUCUCGAUGUCUCCCGAUGUCGUCGAGCCACCAGGCUUCGACAGGCCCCCAAAUCGCGGUGUGAACGGUUUCAACCUCUUCGCCCCUCCUCUUGUCACUGCGCAGGCUUUGCGGAGCGUCAAGCUUCGCUCCAUUACCAAUCGGGAAGUUCUCGCCCCAGACAACGUGAUAGCUGAUGCCAAGUUUUCUGACACUCCUCGGCGAGAUGUUGCUCCGAGUCUUCAUACCCCUGCCCGUGUUGAUUCAAAGCAACCACAGCCUGAAAUAUUGCCUCGUUGUGAGGCGGUGUCCAAGGAUACGUCUGUUUACACUCACGAUCAACCUAUAAAUGGCCAAAUCGAUUCGGAGGAUCCUCAAAUGGACGCCAGACUGGUGAAUAAUCGGCUACGCGAAGGUUCCUGUCUGAAACCGUCUGAUGGUACCCCGACCCAAGUGCUAUCAGAGGCCAAGUUAACGAAGUGGUCAUACGGGACACAACAUGACAACCAUCGGGUCAGCGGUGAUUUCGCGCGCCAUCCAUUGGAGAUCGCGAGCCUGAAGAAGAAGCCCAUCCUUCCAAAGAAGCCCACUCUUAGUAUUCUGGGGGUGAGAGCAUCUCCAGAGCCAAAAGGAGACUGUGGCUCGGCGUCAAUCGCAUCUGACCUUGUAAAUCCACAAUGCUUCCCGGAAACCAUGAAUUCCACAGGGUGUGUCGGUGGACACACGGGUAACAAGUUGCACGGUGACACUUCAUCAAGCGAUAAGGGCUGCCAUCCCUCCAGCACGACGGGUGUUCGGUCCUCUUUCGAUGGCAGCGCCGCCGGACCUCGGUGGGCUUUCGAGACUUUAACGCGUAGCUCUUUAGCAGUCCAAAUCGGUACUGGGACAUCCCUCCAGCAACCUGUGGACAGACAAUAUCAUAGGAAGAUGAUGAGGUCACUGGGUGAGGAUGGGCAAGAAGAAACAUCAACUCUGAUGUUUGCCGUCGCCAGAAAUGACAAACCAAGGAAGAAGAGAAGGCCAACAGGAAGACGCCUGCUAAUAAUGGCGCCGAAUAGAGUAUCUUCAUCCUCUUCAUCAUCAUCUUCAACAUCUUCAGACGAAGAGGCUGAGGCAGAGACAAAGGAGAGCAGUUUUUGUGCCGCCGUGGGUCUGAGAAGCUGCUCCCUGAGCCGCGUGCUGUCGGGCGACAACCUGCAAGGCGCACUCUCACUGACGGACCUCCUCGUGGAAGAGGAUAAAGAAGAGGAGGUUGCGGCCAGGAAGAUAGAUCCCGACCGGCGUUCUGAAGCUGGCUUCUUGACGGGUGAAUCUGCGAGACCACGAACAACCGAGGACCUCUUUGCCGUCAUCCACAGGUCAAAGCGAAAGAUGUUCGGACGAAGAGAUUCUUCCGGUCUGACCUCAGCCGAUCACCGACCUCGACCAAGACCGCAAUCCUUGGUAUCCCUCAAAGGUAAAAGACCGUCCAAAAGUGAGAGCUUCAAGACACUCCUGCUGAGAAAGGGGAGUCACUUGCAGUCAUCCUCCCAGAUGUCGGCUGCGGAGCGUCUUCGCGUAGCUGCCGCUCCUGCCACCUCCGUCCAGGCCACGUGCUUGUGUUCCGCAAACACUGACGCGACUCUUGAUGUGUCACAAACAUACCAGAACGUGAGCGCACCCUGGGCCCUGAGGCAAAGAGCCUCACGCUGGCCACUCUUCUCCUCGCCGGUUUUUGUUCCUUCCUCCCUUGCAACGCAACCUCGCCCGCACACAGGUCCUCGGUCAGCAGGUCGGCGGUGGCCUGUUCGCCACCGCCACUUUGCCGGCCGCAUGACUGCCAUCUAUGAGAGGGAAGGAGAAGAGGAGUAACAUGUAAAAAAAAGAUUGGGUCUUUUUUUUGGGGGGGGGGGGGUGAGAUUUUGGGAUGAAGCUCUCGUCCCGUUGUGACUUUUGACAUUCAGCUCCUAGGUAGAGAGCAGCAAGUUGUGGGAAAAAACAAUUAUUUUAGAAUUGGACACAAGUGGAUCAAUUAAAGAUCAGUUAAUCCCGAAAUUUCACCUGAAAAACAAAACUUUCUUCUGUAUCCCGAAAGACUCAUCAUCAUUUUCCAUCAAGUUUUUAUGUCGUCUUUUCUCUUUGUAUCAUCAUGAGAUCAUGUUUGACGACUAUCAUCAUUAUUUUCUGAAACAUGCUGGAAUAAAUUCAGCUGCCGUUUAAUGUCA
Messenger RNA from Hippocampus zosterae (dwarf seahorse), 6035 nucleotides. RefSeq names its product NHS-like protein 1. Bases 316 to 5682 code for a protein of 1788 amino acids. The record is from RefSeq and is a predicted model, not a curated record. The transcript has 10 exons. NCBI's taxonomy places the organism in Eukaryota, Metazoa, Chordata, Actinopteri, Syngnathiformes, Syngnathidae. Gene Ontology annotation, biological process: cell differentiation.